Molecule: messenger RNA, 744 nt
Organism: Phytophthora sojae
Lineage: Eukaryota; Oomycota; Peronosporomycetes; Peronosporales; Peronosporaceae
Exons: 1
Coding region: 1-744 (247 amino acids)
Molecular function (GO): FMN binding; oxidoreductase activity
Source: RefSeq, a predicted model, not a curated record
AUGGACGUGUCGGCUGGUCGUGUGCCCACCAGUGGAGGACGUAAGUCGUACGUCCCCCCGCGCGCACUCGAGACCCACGAGAUCCCGCUCAUUGUGGAGGACUACAAGAAGGCGGCAGAGAACGCCCUGGCCGCAGGUUUCGAUGGUGUCGAGUUGCACUGCGCCAAUGGAUACCUCAUUGAGCAGUUCCUGCAGGACGGCAUCAACGACCGCACCGACAAGUACGGCGGGUCGGUGGAGAACCGCGCGCGCUUGCUGUUCGAGGCUCUGGACGCGAUCCUGGAGGUCGUGGACUCGAGUCGCGUGGGCAUCCGACUGGCCCCGUACGGCAUGAGCUUCGGCCAGUUCGAGUCCGACCCCGUCGGCAUGUACGGCCACGUGCUCAAGAGGCUGAACGACUACCACCUGGCCUACGUCCACCUCAUCGAGCCGCGCGCGUUCGAGUUGCACGAGAACCCGAACGCGCCGACGGACGGAUCCAUGGUGCGCACCUUCCGCGAGAUCUACGACGGCGUGAUGCCGACGGCCUCGGGCUACGACCGCGCGUCGGCCAUCCAGGCCGUGGACAGCGGCGACGCCGACAUGGUGGCGUUCGGCCGCUACUUCAUCUCGAACCCGGACCUGGUCAAGCGUCCGGAGAUCGACGCGCCGUUGAAUCCGUACAACCCAAAGACAUUCUACGCGCCAGGCGAGACGGGAUACACCGACCAGCCGUUCCUGGAAGAGGAAAAGACGGCGCUGUAG